Pleurotus ostreatus (oyster mushroom) is the source of this 1179-nucleotide messenger RNA. RefSeq lists its product as uncharacterized. The record is from RefSeq and is a predicted model, not a curated record. Gene Ontology annotation, molecular function: hydrolase activity, hydrolyzing O-glycosyl compounds. The coding region runs from base 1 to 1179 and encodes 392 amino acids. Gene Ontology annotation, biological process: glucan catabolic process. NCBI's taxonomy places the organism in Eukaryota, Fungi, Basidiomycota, Agaricomycetes, Agaricales, Pleurotaceae. The transcript is spliced from 8 exons.
AUGAAGAGCCCCCUCGCAGUGCUCGCGCUGCUGCCCAUCCAAUGUCUGGCGCAGUAUUCGUUAAUGCGAGAUUACUCAGGGUCAGGCUUUUUCGACGCAUGGAACUUCUUUGGCAAUGCCGAUAACCUUACCAGUGGUGAUUCAUUUUACUUGGAUCGAAGCGCGGCUGCUUCGCAGAAGCUUGCCUUCGUCAAUGAUGCGGGGAAUGCAGUCAUCAGAGUUGAUAACUUCACUAACGUCGCCCUCAAUGAGAAGCGAAACUCGAUCAGAGUGGAGUCCAAAGAUCUGUACGAUGUGGGGAGUCUAUGGAUUAUCGAUGCAGUUCACAUUCCCUUUGGAUGCUCGGUAUGGCCUGCAUUCUGGUCAAAAGGCGACAACUGGCCGUUCGGAGGUGAAAUUGAUAUAAUAGAAGGGAUAAACCGUCUCUCCCGGAAUCAGAUUGCUCUCCAUACCGUCCGUGGCUGCACAAAAUUUGACGCGCCGGGGGAACAAAUAGGACAAACGCUCGGUAAAGAUUGCUCUAUCGGCGCAGGAUGCGUGACCGCCGAAUCCAAGCCAAAUAGUUAUGGGCAGGCAUUCGCGGACAACGGCGGCGGCGUGUUUGCGACGCAGUUUGAUACCUCUGGGGUCUAUGUUUGGUACUGGCCGCGUUCCGCCAUUCCCGCUAGCAUCCGGUCGGCCAGUAAGACUAACAUGACUCUCGCGGACUGGGGACUGCCUACAGCGGCAUAUCCGUCCAACUCAUGCGACAUCCCGAAAUUCUUUACUGCACAACGACUCGUCCUUAAUAUCGCGCUAUGCGGUGUCUGGGCCGGUGUUCCGAAUAUCUACAAAUCUACCUGCGGCGAUGGCAUCUGUUACAACGACAAUGUUGUAGGGCCGGGUAGUCCGCGCUACGAUAAUGCGUACUUUGAGAUCCCCUACAUCCGAACAUAUACAGCAACGGCCGCGGCGGCAAACGCGCCUACAAGCACUAGCACCAGCACUAUCAUUGUUACCCAAAGCGCUACGCUAGCUAGUGAUGCUCAAAACUCGCCCACCCUCGCCAAUAGUCAGAGCGCGGCCACAGCGGACCCUCAACCCGGUGGCGUAGCUGCAUCGUCUGCUUCUCGCUUAUAUACCCCGCAUCUUCACGCUGCACUUCUUCAUUUGCUAGCUUUCUGCGUUGCUUUCUUUUAA